GACUCUCUCUCUCUCUCUCUCUGGUUCUUCUCUCUCACUGACGCCUCGCGCUCGGUUCAGUCGCCGCUCACGAGACAUUUUCUCGCGGAGGUUUUCUGAGCGUUUUUACGCGCAGCAGCAGCAGCAGCAGCAGCGGGAAACAGGCGCAGAAGACUGUGCGCGCGCUCGUGUUGUUGUUUAUUUCGCUGUUGCUUGCUGUUUGUUUGCAGCAGAAUCAGCAGCAGCAGAAUCAGCAGCAGCAGUUGCUGUAUUUCCAGUUGAGCCGCUGAUUCGCGCUGGAAGCAGCGGAGACCCGGAGCUCCUGACCCGGACUGUGGCUGCUCUUCUCCCCGCAGCUGUGGAACAUUUAUUCAGCCUCAGUUUUCUCCGGUUCCUGAUUUUUUAUUUCUUUUCCAUGUUUCUUCCUCGCAUCAGCUCAUCUGUGGGAAACUGAGUUGGAGAAAGUGUCCUCGCACUGCGUGGACGGGACUUAAACCGUGGGAAUCAAAAACUGUGGAUUUUCACUCAAAAAACUCUGGAGAUUUAAUAAGGAAAUAUUGAAUCACGCAGAAGUUCCACAGGAGGGACAGAUUGUCCGGAGCAGGGAAGAACACCUGUGCGGGAGUAAAGUGAGCAGACGUCGUUACGUGUUACUGUAACACGGAAAACAACGUUCGCUUUGAAAAAUGCCGCAGAUGGAAAUGAUCUUCAUCCUCCUCUUCCUCCUCGUUGGUGUGUGCGUGUUCGCUCAGGACCCGGCGUCCAAGGUGGUGUCCGACCGGUACGCCGUCUUCUGGAACCGGACCAACCCCAAGUUCUACCGGGGCGAUUAUCACAUCGACGUCUGCAUCAACGACUACCUGGACGUGUACUGUCCGCACUACAUCGGCCCGGUUGCCGACGACAGGGCUGAGCGCUACGUCCUCUACAUGGUCAACUAUGACGGCUACAGCUCCUGCGAUCACACGGCCAAGGGCUUCAAACGCUGGGAGUGCAACCGGCCUCUGUCGCCGAACGGGCCACUGAAGUUCUCGGAGAAGUUCCAGCUCUUCACUCCCUUCUCCCUGGGCUUUGAGUUCCGUCCCGGCAGAGAGUACUAUUAUAUCUCGUCCAUCACCGACAACAAGGGACGAAGGAGCUGCCUGCGACUCAAAGUCUUCGUCAGGCCUCAGAACAAUUGUGUGAAAAGCACCGGGAGCUCAGUUCAGGAAGGAGUCGACUUUGAAGACAACAGCCACAACUCACUAGAACCCAGAGACGGCAUCAGCCACGAGUCGCCGGAGCCGUCUCGGAGGGACGUGAACGCUGCCACUCGGCGCCACACCCCCGUCCUCCUGUUCAGCUCCGCCCUCAUACUCCUGGCUGCCAUCUUGUCAUUAUAGCACCUGGUUUUUGAGGAAACGCCCCCUGACCCCCCCCCCCCCCCCCAGUUCUGCCAGGAAUGGACUGUCCUGAUUGGACUGCAAGGCCCGCCCCCUUUUACCCUCCGACCCCACCUCCCCUUGAAGGAGCACUUUUCAAAAAAGAUCGUUUAAAAAAAGAAAAAAAAAAGACAUUCUCUCAGAGAGAGGGCGGGACUUCACUCGACGAAGCCUUUGUUGAUAUUUUUGGACUUUAGGAAAAUACCAACUUGUGUGAGUCGUGACUUUUUUGCGUGCGGGGACGAAAACGCCUGUUUUUUUGUGUUUCGACCACACACACACACACACACACACACACACACAGAAACAAGCACAGCAGGAUUCCCUCAACAAGUUUACAGACGUUUAACACCUUUUUUUUCUUUUUUUAUAUAAAUGUUCGGAGACGUCACCUAACAUUAACUCCGCCCCCUCCACCACCACCGCCACCACGUGUCACAUGAUUAAAUUUCACGACAAAGUGGAGAAGGUUUUUAAAGAAGAAGAAAACUUCACUUUCCUGUCGGGUGGAAACGGACGGAGUUUGAAGCAUGAAUAGAGAAAAAAAACUAGAAAAGAAAAGCGCUCAUCAUUUAUGACGCGUUUCCACUGCAUGGUACCGUCCCGCCUCAGCUCGCCUCAGCUCAGCUCAGCUCAGCUCGGUUUGGUUUGGUUUGGUUUGUUUUUCCAUGACUUCAUAGGCGUCGUCUUAUCGUGGUUUUCUACGCGACAAAAACCCAAACUAGUGACUUGUAAAGCAGUUGUUUUGGGUGAAACUGGAUCAUUAGAGUCAGUUGAUUUAAAAAGAUUUAUUCACAGAAUCGUUCAGCACUUCCUCUGACACAAUCACUGAAGUGAAAUACCACUGAACGUGGUCGUGAUUUGAACUCACAAUCACCAAAACACCAGACUCCUGUGUUAAACAUUGACAUUUUAGACAUUUCUUUUGCUAAAUGCUGGAGGUUUUUAAAGGAUUUUUAAAUCUUUUUAACUUUAAUCUACAGUUCACAUUGUUCUUAUGUCGGAGGUCGCGCUCAUGACUUCCAGUGACAACUUUAAUCUCAGAAUUCUAAUUUAAACUCUCAGAAAUCUAAAUUAAGUCUCGGAAAUCUGACAUAAAUCUCAGGAUUCAGAAAGUCAAUGUUGGAAAUCUUGACCUAAAUCUAAAGACUUUGUGUUCUGACUUUAAUCUUAGAAUUCUGAUUUAAAAUUUCAGAGUUCUGAUUUUUAAUCUCAAAAUUCUAACUUAAAAUCACAAAAGCCUGAUUUAAAAUCUCAGAAGUCUGAAUUAAGUCUCGGAAAUCUGACGUAAAUUUCAGAAUUCUGACUUUAAUCUCAAAAUUCCCCAUCAGACGUCUGAGGAUUCCGAAUUUAAUUUUGGAAAUUCUUCUCAGUUAAACAUUGUCAUUUUAGACAUUUCCUUUGCUAAAUGUUGGAGAAAAGGAUUAAAGGAUUUGUAAGUCUUUUUAAACUUUAAUCUACAGUUUGACAUUGUUGUCUUUGAUUCUCGUGUCGCGCUGGUGGCUCUUCAGUGACGACACUCUCUGACGUGCUGAGGCGAGUCGCGUCGUCGGUGGAAAAGCGUCAUUAGUGUUUGUUUACGGACGAUUUAAUGCAUUUUUUUGGGGUUGUUUUUGUUUGAAAAAUGUCAUAUGAUUCAAUCGUAGCAGUGAACACAAACACGGGUGUACAGUGAAAAAAAUAUCUGGACAUAAAAAAAGAAGAAAAAUUUUGUAUUUUCCUAUUUAUUGUGAAGUCCUUUGUUUUUUGUUUUUGGUUCAGUAGCGAGGCAAUAAUUCAAAAAAAUAAUAAAAAUUUAGCUCACGCUCAUAUUCUUACAAUCAUACAGAUUAAAAAAAAAACACUGAGUGCAGUUUAUGAUGGUUUUUAAUUUGUAUUUUAUUUUUUAUUUCUAACAAAGUCCAGGAAGAAGAAGAAGAUUAAAAGGUCUGAUGUGUUUUCAGGGUGUAGAGAUGUGUGUUCUGACUUUGUCGUUACUGAAUGUCACAGAUGUAGUUUGCUUUUGUGGAUCACUGUCAUUACGCAUAACUGUUGUAUAUAUUAUAAAUAUUUAGAGGCAAAUUUCCUACAAAGUUCAGGGAUGUGUCCAUGCUUAAAAAAAAGAAAAAAUGAUUUAAGACGUGUUGUUGUUUUUGUUUUGUUUGUUUUUUAAGGGGAUUUAAUCGUUCUUAAAUAAAGCAGCACAAGUUUUAA
Messenger RNA from Solea solea (common sole), 3593 nucleotides. Its product is annotated as ephrin-A5-like. NCBI's taxonomy places the organism in Eukaryota, Metazoa, Chordata, Actinopteri, Pleuronectiformes, Soleidae. Gene Ontology annotation, molecular function: ephrin receptor binding. The record is from RefSeq and is a predicted model, not a curated record. The coding region runs from base 666 to 1361 and encodes 231 amino acids. Gene Ontology annotation, cellular component: external side of plasma membrane; plasma membrane. The transcript is spliced from 5 exons. Gene Ontology annotation, biological process: ephrin receptor signaling pathway; axon guidance; regulation of cell-cell adhesion.